This is a messenger RNA of Naegleria fowleri, 702 nucleotides long. RefSeq lists its product as uncharacterized. Bases 1 to 702 code for a protein of 233 amino acids. The record is from RefSeq and is a predicted model, not a curated record. The transcript has a single exon. NCBI's taxonomy places the organism in Eukaryota, Heterolobosea, Eutetramitea, Acrasida, Naegleriidae.
AUGAAUAUCGAGCACUUCAAGCGUUUGUUCGCUGUAUCUGGAAUACAAAGACCUGCUGAAGCUGUUUUGAAAAGAUUACUAAAUAACUAUAUUCAUCGCUUUCAUGCUGUGUCUUCUCCUGAGAGUGCUUUCGAAUUGUAUGAUUUUUUCAACAAUCUUCCUGCAACAACAACCAAAGAUAAACUUGAGUAUGACUAUGGUAUAAGAUUGAAUGACCUUUACGAUCCAACUUUUAAUGCCAAUAUUAUAACAGGAGCAGAUAAAACUGGCGCACCAAUAUUGGCCAAAAUAUUGAUGAGUUCAGAAGUACGAAUGACCAAGGAUCUUGAUUUGGAGAAUUCUCUUGUACCUGGUAUCGUUCAAACUAAGAUUUGCUCAGUAUCAUUAGAAGGAAAGGAUUACACGAACCAAUUUUCAGAUGGAAAAUAUUAUUGCCUAAUAAUGCCACAUUAUCCAAGAAGUUUAGCUCUUUUGGCAAACCUUCUUACUUCAGAAACAUUAUUAGAAGAGGGAAAGAAAAUCUUGAAAGCACUCGAAUAUAUUCAUGUCAAACCAGCUAAUAUUUUUGUUAGCACUAAUGGAGAGUGGUUUCUUGGAGAUUUUGGUUCGUGUGUGAAAAUUGGAGAAACAGUGGUAUCAUGUUCAGAAGCGUAUCUUCCCUUCAAUGGAGUUGGAAGAGAAAAAAGCAAGAGUUGGAUUUGA